GAAGUUAAUAUAAUGGCUCAGGCGACGUUGCUGAUUUCGUAUGGUAGACUAGGUUAAGUCAGGCCAUAGUACUAGAGUUAGGCUUAACGAUAAGCUAACAGGUUAUUGCGUUUUUACUGUGUAUGAUUGUGUACUUAGGAAUUAGAUUACACACGACAGCGUAAUUGGUUUUAAUAAUUUAUGUUUCGUAGGCAAUGUUAAUUGGAAGAUCUUCACUUAUUUCAGAUUUUGAAAUAUUCUAAGAUGUCAAGACUAGGCACGAAGACUUACAGCCGGAAACAGGAAUGCAAGACCAGUUUAAAUUUUGAUCAGCUUCUUUCUGAAAAAUGUAACAAGCCCUCAACAGCCAAGGUAUCAAUGACAUCAGUACAUCGGUGGGGAAUGACUUCAUUUACGUCACUUCGAAAGUCUCAGUUAAAUGGUCGUUCUGAGAGUUCUUUAGAAGAGAAAAAUAUUUUCAAAAAGCCAAGAGUGGAACCAACGGGAUCAAGUGGAAAGAGUGAUUUAAAUAGUUUCACUAAAGAAACAGAUUUUUCUCCCUCUGUCUUUAUUCCUAAUGUUGCAGUUGGUACAGUUUCUAGCAGUUUGUCAGUUACAGAUUCUGAUAUAACAGAGGAAAGAAAAAACAUUGCAAAACCAAAAAAAUUUUUUAAAAGUAGUGAUCGUAUUUUGAAAACAUAUGGGGCUUUACCAUUAUCAAGGACAAAUGAAAUUUUAACUUCAAAACCACAGAGCAAUUCAGAAAGUGGAGCAUUAAAACUAGAUUCACUCUCUCUCCAUACUGCCACUGCAAAAAUAGUAUCAGUUCAGAAAGUUGACGACAGUACUAAUCUUUUACAUGAAGAUGACAGUAAGUAUGUGUCCAGUGAAAUAACUAAAAAUACUGAAUUAGAUCUCGUAAAAAAUGCAUCACAUCAUUGUGCUUCCGUUAAUGUGUGUAAUGACUUACCAAAAUACAAGGAUUUUGAUAGGCUUGUGGAUGAAGAGUUCGUUAUAAAAAGAAAGAUGGAUGGAAUGGGAAGAAGUGUUGUGUCUUGUACUCCUGAUCAGCGUACUGAAAUUCCUGCUCCAGAUUUUGAUUCACAAGAUCAUCAAACAUUCUCACCUAGUGAUAAUUUUAUAAAUUACAAAUCAGAACAAGUGCCCCAUGUCGUACAGACGUAUUCUAGAAGAAAAGCAAAACAAACGGUUGAAAUGAAUCAACUGCAACAUCCAGUAUGUGGAGACAUUCAGUCAUCUAAUUGUGAAGGUGAUCCAUCUCAGGGUAGCCAAGUUUUGAAAACUGAUACAACAUCCACUCUUUCAAGAUGUAAUUUAUCUGAAGAAGAAUAUCAUACAGAUGAACUCACUGAAGCUAGAGAUCUGAAGAAAGAGAAUCCUCUAGAUACAAACAUGUUACUCGAAUCAUUCAGACAAGAUAUUUCAAAAGAAUCUAUGCAGUCAAAACUUAGUCAACCAGCUUUGCGCACAAAAAAGAUCUUCAGCAGCCCAAAAAAGCAUAAAGCUGUAUAUAACCUCAGACACUGGCAGUCUUCUCGGGAAGCCCAGGAAAUGACUGAGGAUGAUACUUUUAAGAAGCCAACUGUAGCUGAAGAGUUUGAAGAUGAGGAAGAAUUGUUAGAAACUACUUCACAGACAAUAUUUACAAGGCAUGCGCAACAACCUACAAGACCAUGGCACGAUCCAGUGACUUCUGUUAAAUGUCCAAGAAAAGUAAAAGAACUGUAUACUGUGGUGAGAAAUGUAAAACAAGCCCACCAGUGCCAUGAAUUUGGAGAAACACAGGAAUUCAAUGAUGACAUAGAAUAUCUCCUUGAAGGUGUACAGUCUUCUAAUGGAAUUGGAACAAGAUGUUUGAGUGUUCUCAGCCUAGCCACCAAAUGCAUGGUUCCGUCAUUUCGUAUUCACGUACGUGCCCAUGGAACUGCUCCCAAAAUUUUCAGUGCCUUAAUGGAUGCUCCAGCAGACCCAAACCUAGCAUUGUGCACAGCCACUCUGCUGUUUAUUCUCAGCCAAGAUCUGACAAUGGACCUUGAUGCUGGUUCACUCUCACUGAUGCUGCAGCUUCUGGAGACUGAUCCUGAAGAAAUUGACCCAGAAAUGAUAUCACAGAGUUCUUCAGAAGAUGAUGUUCUUAUUGGCAGAGUUCAAGUCUCUAAAAACCGUGAGAAGGUCAGACAGCUUUGUGAGCAAAUGAAACAGAAAGGGCAUGCAAAGCAUCUCAGCUUAGACAAAAUAAAUACAGGAAAUUUGGCAAUGGAAACGCUCCUGAGUUUGACCUCCCGAAAAGCAGGUGAAUGGUUUAAGGAGGAAAUGAGAUCACUUGGUGGUUUGGAUCAUCUAGUGGACACAGUAAAAGCCUGUGUGGGAUAUUUUAGUCCAGAAGAUCCAUUAGAAGAUCCUGAAGAUAUUCAGCUGGAUAGGAUAAGAAAAAUUGACCGAUGUCUCAGAGUCUUAGAGAAUGUAACAUACAUGAAUGGUGAUAAUCAGGCAUAUCUUCUUUACUAUAAGGAAUCAGCCCUUGUGUCAUCGUGUGUUAGGAUGAUGAGAGCAUGCAGAGUUAGUAUCCCUCAUCACCCUCUCCAGUCUUUGCCAGCCAUCAAUGACACAGUACCUCUCAGUAAUCUGGAGGGGACGGGAGCUGCCCUUUUGUCUUGUGUUUUGACACUUCUGAAAGUUCUUCUUAAUUUGACACAUGAGAACUGCUUGGGUAGUCAGUUGGUGGGCUCACAGUAUGGCUUGUUGGACUGUGCUUUAUCAUGCAUCCUUCAAUUGCCUCACUACAUGCCUCUGGAACAAAAAUUUGAUCUUUUAGUGUUGUCUUUGGGUCUGAUGAUCAACCUGAUGGAAAAUUGUAGUGAUAACAGAGAGAAGUUUAUUGUUGCUCAAACUCUUGGGUCAUUUGAUUCACAGAAUGAUGGAGAAAUGGUGUCAGCGGUUGAGGCCUUUGUUGAUGUUUUUGUGGAUCGGAUAGAUGCUGCACGUCAGUCUGAGGAACAAGCAGAUGCUCUUCUAAGCACACCCGAAGAAAAAAAGCAGCAGGCUCAAAGUGAAAACACGGAAGACAAAACUCAAGAAAGUGGAGCAUCUUCAUCUCAGUCUUCACAAGCUGAGGACUUGGAAGAAACUUUAAUGAAAGUCUUCAAAAAGACAGGAAAGAAUAUGGAACACAGUAUCAUUGCAGCCUAUAUUGCUAUUCUGCUGGGUUGUGUAAUCCAGCAUAGUAAGGACUAUGCUGAUCUUCUGAGAAGUCAUAUGCCAGAUGGAAAUUUUGCUAUCAUGGUAGAAGUGCUCAGAAAGUUCUACAAUUUUGUUAAUUUAACAGGUGUGGUGGGAAAUACUGGUGUCAAAUCUAUACAUCAUGUGAUUAAUAUUCUAGAAAGCAGCUGAUUGGUGAAGAGAGAAAUUAUUGAAGGGUUAGUCCAUUAAUCAAACCUGCAUGACUUGUUGAAAUUAACUGCAGUGCUGCUAUCUAAAGGUAUGCAUGGAACAGAUAACCAAAGAAUCCAAAAGAAAUUGUAAGAGUCAUACAUACAUACAUACAUACAUAUAGUUAUGAGGAAUGUUUCAAAAGGUUUAUAAGAAGUGGAUUCUAGAAAUAUGACUUGAAAGCAGAAGCUCCUUGGGGAAAAGAACCACUUGUAUAAUGUUUGUGGAUCCAUUUGAAAUGUGGCUCAGCUUGAUGUUGUGCCUUUUUUUGAAAUAGGUCAUCCACCUGUAUGAUUGUUUCGUGAGUGCAAACUUGUUAUCAUUCUGAUUUGCAGUUAUGUCGUCACAGAUGAUAAAUGAUACCCAUUUUCCGAACCUGUGUUUACUGUUUCAUUUGGUUUUUAUUUAACACUUUGUAAUAUCAGCAAGAGAUAGUUGCAACAUUGGUAUUAUCUGUAAGGUGAAGGUUCUCCGAUUUCUGAACGAUCCAAAUUUAGUUUCUUCUAUGAAAAGAGACGACUGUGGAACUUCUUUACUGUUAUAACGUUAGUUUAUUUUUAUUCAUUUAAAGCAUCUUACUGAUGUGGUUAUUUUAAUGCAAAAAAAUAAUUUUCACACGUGAAGAUGUUUUCUUUAAAUUUAUCCAGACUUUAUAGAUAUGAGAUAUUGUUUACAUUUAUAUAAUGUUUAAAGUUUACCCACAUGUCAUGUUUUGUGUUUGCUCUUAGUAUAAACUCUCAGCAUCAACCACAAUGUUUUUAAAGACAUUUACUUUUAUUUUAGUAUGUGUUUUUUGGUUAUGAAAAUUCCAUAAUAAGUUCCGUGUUAUUUGUGCAUUUUUAUGUUCCCUUCCUUGAUAUUCUGGCCGGGGUAAAAGAAAAGGUGAUUCGUUUAAUUAGAUGAUAUUAAAUAAGAGAGAAAUACCUGAAACUACUCUUCUUUCUGAUGGAUUAGUAUUUUUACAGAACUUUGUUGUUUUUAGAAGAAGAAUAUAUGUACAGUUUUUGUUUGUAAAUAUUAAGGUUAAAAUAAAUAUGAAAAAAUUAAGAAAGCUUCAGUAGUAUAGACAGUUUCAUCACUAUAGUAAAAGCAUAUGAUGUACAUUAUCUUGUGCAUUCAUGGAGUUCUUAUACGUGUAGAUGUUUCAUUUUAUAUUUUCAUUUGGAUAGUGUGAAUCACAUUAGUUUUUGUGUAAAGUUAUUUUCAUAACCACAGCAAGAAUGACAAUGUUUUUAAUAUGUACUGACAAAAAAGGACAGUUCGUUCAUAAGAAAAAGUAUAAAUAGUUGACUGUUGGGAGUUAAUACAUUUCAUUUAUUGCUUUCUGAUUCAUAACAUUUUUUUUUAUCAGUUUCUUGAGUUUCACUGAGAAUUCAAGGUUUUCCAGUUAUAUAUACAUAUAGCCUGUUGAGUGAAGAAUAUAUAUUUUCCUAAACUAUCGGAAAUAGGCUAAACAUCAUAGCAUAUAUAUUUAUGCAUUAUUAUUGACAUUUUAAAUUGAUUUUAAUAUUUCAUUGAAUAAAAAUUUAAAGUUAUA
Limulus polyphemus (Atlantic horseshoe crab) is the source of this 4966-nucleotide messenger RNA. RefSeq names its product wings apart-like protein homolog. Gene Ontology annotation, biological process: regulation of chromosome condensation. NCBI's taxonomy places the organism in Eukaryota, Metazoa, Arthropoda, Merostomata, Xiphosura, Limulidae. The record is from RefSeq and is a predicted model, not a curated record.